CGGGCGGCGGGCGGGGGAAGAUGGCGGAGCUCGGUAAGAAGUACUGCGUGUACUGCCUGGCCGAGGUGAGCCCGCUGCGCUUCCGCUGCACCGAGUGCCAGGACAUCGAGCUGUGCCCCGAGUGCUUCUCAGCCGGCGCCGAGAUCGGCCACCACCGCCGCUACCACGGCUACCAGCUGGUGGACGGCGGGCGCUUCACGCUGUGGGGGCCCGAGGCCGAGGGCGGCUGGACCAGCCGCGAGGAGCAGCUUUUGCUGGAUGCCAUCGAGCAGUUCGGCUUCGGAAACUGGGAGGAUAUGGCUGCUCACGUUGGCGCUUCCCGGACUCCCCAGGAAGUGAUGGAGCAUUAUGUAAGCAUGUACAUCCACGGAAACCUGGGGAAAGCCUGCAUCCCCGACACCAUCCCCAAUCGGGUGACAGACCACACCUGCCCCAGUGGAGGCCCCCUGUCUCCCAGCCUCACCACCCCCUUGCCUCCCCUAGACAUCUCGGUGGCCGAGCAGCAGCAGCUGGGCUACAUGCCACUGCGGGACGACUACGAGAUCGAGUACGACCAGGACGCCGAGACGCUCAUCAGCGGGCUCUCGGUCAACUACGACGACGACGACGUGGAGAUCGAGCUGAAGCGCGCGCACGUGGACAUGUACGUGCGGAAGCUCAAGGAGCGGCAGCGGCGCAAGAACAUCGCGCGCGACUACAACCUGGUGCCCGCCUUCCUGGGCAAGGACAAGAAGGAGAAGGAGAAGACGGCCAAGCGCAAGGUCACCAAGGAGGAGAAGGAGCUGCGGCUGAAGCUGCGGCCGCUCUACCAGUUCAUGUCCUGCAAGGAGUUCGACGACCUCUUUGAAAACAUGCACAAGGAGAAGAUGCUGCGCGCCAAGAUCCGGGAGCUGCAGCGGUACCGGCGCAACGGCAUCACCAAGAUGGAGGAAUCGGCCGAGUACGAGGCGGCCCGGCACAAGCGGGAGAAGCGGAAGGAGAACAAGAACACGGCUGGCUCCAAGCGGGGGAAGGAGGACGGCAAGGACAGCGAAUUCGCCGCCAUCGAGAACCUGCCCGGCUUCGAGCUGCUGUCGGACCGCGAGAAGGUGCUCUGUAGCUCCGUGAACCUGAGCCCCGCUCGCUACGUGACCGUCAAGACCAUCAUCAUCAAGGACCACCUCCAGAAGCGGCAGGGCAUCCCCUCCAAAAGCCGCCUGCCCAGCUACCUGGACAAGGUCCUGAAGAAAAGGAUUUUAAACUUCCUCACGGAGAGUGGUUGGAUUUCCAGGGAUGCUUCCUGAAGGCGAGUCCCUGUGAGACCUGGAGUGAUGCUGAAAAGCUUGGGUGAAAUUUUCAGCAUUAAGUAAGCCCUUCAGAUACACUGUAUAUGGCUUUAGUUGUAAACUGCACGGCAUGCUGGCAGAGAAGCGCUCCCUGUGGCCUAGCGAGGAGUCCAGGGCGUCUCUGUGAGCACGCGGUGGCGGGCCGUGCUGUUGCUCCCGGUGCCCCGCAGGACGACGGCUGGCGGAGAGCGGGUCCCGUCCACCACUGAGCAGAGACGGAGGCAGUGCUACGUUCCCGCAGGUGUUCAGCCAGUGGUUCUCACCUGGGGUUCCUGGACUGGCAGCAUCAGCACCCCCUGGGAACCUGCUAGAAAUUCAGGUACUCAGGCCCCGCCCCAGUCCUCAGAAACUCUAGGGGUGGGGCCCGUGGAGCUGUGUUCUUACUGGCCUUCCAGGUGACCGGGAUGCAGGCUGAAGUUUGAGAACUACUGGCUUUAGCUACUCUGAUGUCAUUGAUUUUCUACAUCAGAUUCCUAGUUUGAUGAGGUUUUAACUUUAGUCUUAUUUUUAUAUAAAAUGAUUGCCAGACUUUCAUUAAGCUUGAGAAGCAAAAGCUCCCUGUAAAUGUGUGUGGCCCUGGCUGAGAGCUGUCAAGUGAAAAACUUUUGUGUUUAAGCAGGUUUUCAGUAUGUGUAUCUCUUUGAUGGUAUGAAGAAUUUAUCUAGGCUUGACUGUUUUGAAACAAACACCAUAAUGAAUGUAUAAUUUAUGUUAGAGUAUUAACGCUUCGUUACAAGGGAAAUGUAAUUUUAUGAUUGGUUGCCUCUUAUCCCAUCAACUCCAGCUAUUACUGUCACAUUAGUCCUUACCCUGCUGUUAGCUCAGAGCCUUUAAAUUUCUAUAUUUAAUUCUCAUGAUAAAUUAGUCACCAUAAUCCCAUGGAGUUAAUUAGGUCUUUUCAGAAUUUAAACUCUUUGAGUCACAAAAGAUAAUCAGCUAUUCAGAAUGAUGCUCUGGGUGGCCAACAUUCCGAGAAUGUAUUAAAACCGAAACUCUGCCUACUGUUCUUAUUUCCCUUUUACAUAUUAAACAGGUUGAGAACCAAA
Messenger RNA from Lagenorhynchus albirostris (white-beaked dolphin), 2371 nucleotides. RefSeq names its product transcriptional adaptor 2B (gene TADA2B). Gene Ontology annotation, molecular function: zinc ion binding; chromatin binding; transcription coactivator activity. The coding region runs from base 21 to 1283 and encodes 420 amino acids. The transcript has 3 exons. The record is from RefSeq and is a predicted model, not a curated record. Lineage: Eukaryota; Metazoa; Chordata; Mammalia; Artiodactyla; Delphinidae. Gene Ontology annotation, biological process: chromatin remodeling; regulation of transcription by RNA polymerase II. Gene Ontology annotation, cellular component: SAGA-type complex; nucleus.